UGCUCAUUAUCAGCAGGUUUCCCCUGUAAGUUACCUCCUCAGAAAGUAUGCAGCUGUUUCUCACUACGGAAGAGGUUUCACACGUAGGCGUAUUAUGCUUUCAAGCAAGUCGGGUUUACUGUAAAGCUACGGAAAAGUCUGGGCGGUAACUGACAAGAUUGACGUUUAUUUUGACCACGUUUUUUUCACGAGAAAUACAGCUGUGUCGCUGUAUCCUGCAGACCUGCUGGAGGCACAGCUGUCAGGAGUUUAAUCCACCGAGCUCAGAUUAAGCUAGCUGCAGCAGUACAGCAUGUCAGGGAUUACUGCCAGUACAACAAACUACCUGUGGUCUUUACAAGAUGUCCUCGGUCAAGGGGCUACUGCUAGUGUCUAUAAGGCACGCAACAAGAGGUUGGGUGAGCUAGUAGCUGUCAAGGUAUUUAACAUGCUGAGCUACAACCGUCCUCAUGAGGUCCAGAUGAGAGAGUUUGAGAUGCUGAGGAAGCUCAACCACAGCAAUAUUGUCAGGCUGUACGCUGUGGAAGAGCUGCCGUCUAAACAGAAGGUGCUGGUGAUGGAGUAUUGCUCAGGAGGAAGUCUGCUCAGCGUCCUGGAGGAGCCAGAAAACGCCUUUGGCCUGCCUGAAACUGAGUUCCUCACAGUCUUGCAGUGUGUAGUGCAGGGGAUGAACCACCUGCGGGAAAAUGGAGUGGUACACCGGGACAUAAAGCCAGGCAACAUCAUGCGGCAGGUUGGGGAGGACGGCAGGUCUGUUUAUAAGCUGACAGACUUUGGAGCAGCGAGAGAGCUUGAGGAUGAUGAGAAGUUUGUGUCCAUCUAUGGAACUGAAGAAUAUCUGCACCCAGACAUGUAUGAGCGUGCUGUGCUGCGUAAGCCUCAUCAAAAAUCCUAUGGCGUGAGUGUAGACCUGUGGAGUAUUGGUGUGACAUUUUACCAUGCUGCCACCGGGAGUCUUCCCUUCACACCGUACGGGGGACCCCGCAGGAACAAGCUCACCAUGUACAAAAUAACAACGGAGAAGCCCAUGGGGGCAAUAGCUGGGAUACAGCGAGUGGAGGACGGGCCUAUAGAGUGGAGCUACCACCUCCCUCACAACUGCCAACUUUCACAGGGUCUGAUGGUGCAGCUGGUUCCAGUACUAGCAGGUAUACUGGAGGCUGACCAGGAGAGGUGUUGGGGUUUUGACCAGUUCUUCACAGCCACCACAGACAUACUGCAGAGGCAGCCAGUUCACCUCUUCUCUCUGCAGCAGGCCAUGGCACAUUGCAUCUACAUUCACCACUACAACACGGUGUCAGUGUUCUUUGAGGAGGUGGCGUCUCAGACUGGUAUGGCAGUUCAGCUGCAACAUCUUCUGUACCUGGGUCACGACCUCCCUUUGGAGGGCAACAUGAAGGUGGUCAACCUCCCGCGUACUUCACCUACCCGGCCCCUCAUUCUGCUCAGCUUCGAGCCUGAAGCAAAUACCAGCCUGCCCUAUAGAGAACCAGAGACUCCUGUCAUCCCAUCCAGGUUCGAUGUUAUGGCAGACUACAACUUCUCCAAGGUCAUGGUGGGAGUGGUCCACCAGUAUGUGAGGAUAGUACAGUUGCUGCACACACACCGAGAGCUGCUGUUGCAAGGAUACUACAGCUACAUGAUGAAGCUGCGCAGGGAGUGCGAAGAAGCGAUGCACAAUAUCACGAUGAUCACCAUUAGACUGCAGUCUUGCCUCAACUUAGAACACAGGACUCACACACUAGGCCUUUAUGCUUCGGAAAACCAAGUUUCAGCUGAUAGCAGACAGAAGCUGCAUCUGGUCCGUGAGCAUCUGCCCAUAUACGCUGCAGGAAUCCGGGAGUUUCAGAACCGACUGGAACAUCUGCAGAUUGAACAGGCCAAGCUAGCGGAGACGCUGGCCAAUGACAAGAGCUGUCAGAAGAUGGAGAUGCUGCUGCAGAAGAUUACGGCAAUCCAUCAGCAUUAUCGUAAAGAUAGACUAACUGGCAGUAUGUAUGUUUUGUUGUUUGUAUAUACUGGAUUUUUACUACUCUUUUUGAAAUCACCUUCCUCUUAUCUUACUUCCACCACAGAGUUGGCAUACAAUGACGAGCAAAUCCACAAGUUUGAGAAAAUCCACCUGUCGUCCCACAUUAAGCGAGUGAAAUCUCUUCUUAGAGAGGACUGCUUGCAGAGAUACAAAGAGCUGCUGGCCUCAACGCGGACUUGGAGCAGUGUUUUACUGGAGAUGCAAACCCGCCUGCAGGACUUCAGCUCUUUCUCCACAGGCUUGUUGGCAGACCUGGAGAUGAGUGAGCAGCAACAAAAUAAGGCUCUGGACACAAUCCUUUUCAAUUUGCAGUCCAAGCAAACCGAACAACCGCCCGGAAUCACACCCAGGGACAAGGACCAGAUGGUCUCUAGGAUGCAUCAUUUGAAGGAGGAAAUGGAGAUGUUGGUGAGAGAACUACAGUGUAACAACACCAUCAUUGAGAGUUUGGGAGCAGUGAAUCCUGCAGCAGCUCUGGAUCCCAGGUUGGCCAGACCCUCUACACUGUGACAAAAGUGCAUCAUCUUAAAUCACAAAUCCCACACACUCUUUCUGUCAAGCACCUAAUUUUAGCUGCCACUCACGAACAGUUCUGGAC
Messenger RNA from Plectropomus leopardus (leopard coralgrouper), 2630 nucleotides. RefSeq names its product inhibitor of nuclear factor kappa B kinase subunit epsilon (gene ikbke). NCBI's taxonomy places the organism in Eukaryota, Metazoa, Chordata, Actinopteri, Perciformes, Serranidae. Gene Ontology annotation, biological process: peptidyl-serine phosphorylation. Gene Ontology annotation, molecular function: ATP binding; protein serine/threonine kinase activity. Gene Ontology annotation, cellular component: cytoplasm. The record is from RefSeq and is a predicted model, not a curated record.